UAACUGGAAGACAGUUCCCUUUGAAUGGAGAGUGAGUUGCAGAGGACUACACCGGCAAUAUGAGAGCCCUGCGUUUGGUCCUGUUGAGUGCCUUCUUGCCCCUGCUCUGUCUGCCCAGCCCCAGCCAUGGAGCAUCCUACUUUGGGGACAGUUUCUGCAAGAUAACUUCGAUCCAAGAUGUCUCCUCCUUUCACCUGUCGCUGCAGUUCAAGACCAGCCGACGAAGUGGACUCCUCCUCCUGGCUGCAGGGAUGCAGGACUACCUAUUUCUGGAACUCCAAAAUGGGAAAUUGCAGGUGCGAAUGAACCUUGGGGCCAGUGAGAUGGUGCUAUCAUCAUCUCUGGGGCUGCAACUGAACAACCUCCAGGAGCACAAGGUGUCUAUCACGAUGCAGGAGGCCAAACUGACCAUGCUGAUCGAUGAUCUCUUUUCCACUUUCAUCUCUGUGCCUGAAACCCAGGAGGACCUCAACAUUGACAUGGGGGUUUACAUGGGGGGAACCGGAGACUUAGACGCCCCAUAUCUCAGUAAUGCCAUACCUCCAUUCCGCGGCUGCAUGACCAAUGUCAAGUUAGAGUCCCAUCAGUUUGAUAUUCUCGACUCCGAGCCCAUUGACUGCCAUGAUACAAAGGAGUCCUGUAGCAGUGAGUUUGAGGUUGGUGAUGGAGAGGCGACCAGCUUUAUCAGCCCAGACUCAUUUGUGUCCUUCCCUACUUGGAGCGGGGCUAGUGGUAGUGAAAGGACCUUGGAGUUUCUCAUGAAGACCACCAUCGAGGAUGCCCUACUCACCUUCCACCCUGGACGAGAGUCAGACUUUAUAGCUGUUGGCGUUGUGGGCGGUUACCUAAAAGGUGUGGUGGACUUUGGGAGUGGGAUUGUGGUACUCGACAACCCCAGAGUACAGCUAGAUGAUGAUCAGUGGCAUAGGAUCAGAGUCACUGUAGAUGCGAGUGUGUUUGAGAUGAACGUGGACAGCCAGCCUGCCUCUCUCUCUCUAAGGGGCUCAGAGCAAUUGGAUCUAGUUGGCAAUCUGUAUAUGGGGGGGAUCCAGGGCAAGAUGAAGGAUGUGUUUCGUGAUAGUAGCUUGUCUCGUAUGGAGGAGGUAAUAACAUCUGAGUCUUUUAUCGGAUGCAUGGGAGAAAUCAAAGUGAACCAGAAGGAGAGAAGCCUGCAGGACGCGUUGGUCACCAAAGACGUCCAUGUGAAAUGCGAGGGAGAGGACUAUGACUACUCAAGUUACUAUGAUGUUGAGGCAACCACAACUACGGCUCCUGUUCGGAUCCGAUAUGUCAGCGCUGACCCUAAUGAAAGACAUUGCUACCCAACUGACGACACACCAGAGGCCUUCCGGAACAUUACAAAACUUAUUGAAGUCAACCCUUUGCUUGUGCCCGAGGGUGGGGAAGCUUUUCUCGAUAUUAACAACCUUAGCCCUACAUUUAACCUAAACACUGUGGGAAUCCGCCAAUCCCAGAUCAUUUUCACUCUACAAAAUGACCCUUGGUACGGACUCGUAGAUAUGAACAUCCAUACCAGACGUACCAAAAAGUUUACACUCCUGGACGUGGUCAACAAGAAAAUCAAGUAUCUCCACGACGGCAAUGAAAAGUAUGGCGAUCAGAUCCAGUUGGAGGUGUUUGCCCAUAGUAACAGUUACCUUCCAGAAUGUCUUAAAAAUCCCCACCAGUACAUUCUCCCAGUGGAGAUCAUACCUGUCAAUGACACACCACAACUAAGCGGAGGAAACAUUUCCAUCACAGAAAACGGUCGCACUCGCUUAAAUCCCAACCUUAUCAAGAUUGUGGAUUCGGACACUCGCUGUGAGGAAUUGAUUGUCACCGUGACCUCAGAACCUCCCAGAGGGGUUGGCUACUUAGAAAAUGCCCAGCAACCAGGAAGAAGUAUCAAAGAGUUCACAUGCAGGCAGUUGAAAGACGGCGAUAUAUAUUUUGUCCACAGAACUGGGAGCGGUGGGAUAACUCUACAGGUAUCUGACGGACAAUCCAUAAGUCAUUCGACCACUUUUAAACUGUCCAUUACACAGCCCCAAAUGAGCCUUGUGACCAAUACUGGCCUUCUGUUGUCUCAGGGAAGCAACUCUUCCAUUGGGAUCCAGAACCUGGCCGUCAUUGCCACCCCUCGUAAUGGAGAUAUUGUGUUUAAUGUCACACAGGCUCUGAGAUAUGGUGAAUUGCAUGUUCUCACUCGCAAUGGUUUGCCCAAACAGGUGACAUCUUUUCACCAGUCAGAUUUGGAGCAAGAUCGCUUGAGAUAUGUUAGCACAGUUUCAAGUGACCUGGAGGACGUUGUGUCAGAUCAUUUUCAAUUUGAUGUCCAUCUUGGACAGUUUUCCCUAUGGAACAAUACUUUUUUGAUCAAGAUCACACCCUCCCAGGUUAAAAUGGCCCAAGUAGUUCCCCUUGAGAUUGAAGGCAAGGUAGAGCAAAAGGCAAUAAAACACACUGAUCUUGAAGCAGAAGUGAAGGGAAAAAGUGUAGCCCCAGAAACUAUAAGAUACAUCAUUCUGAAGGCCCCCACACUGGGUACUCUUCAAAUGAUUGGCAGGAAGCUAGUUGAGGGAGACAGUUUCACCCAACAGGACCUCUGGAAUGCCCAGGUCAGCUAUACAGUCCAGGUGCAAAGGGCGGUGGCUAAUGAGGACCAGUUCCAGUUCAGAGUCUUUGCAGAUAAUCAGUACUCCCCUAUGUAUACCUACCCAAUCAAGAUCCAGGCUGAUUCAGACGCCCCUGUUUUGACUAAUGAGAGACUCAUUGUCUUGGAGGGUGGGGAGAAUAUUCUGAACAAAGACUAUCUAUGGGUUCAGACAUCCAUCUCGACAAACUUUGUUUACAGGGUGACGCAAGACCCCAAGUAUGGCCGUCUCAUCAGGGAGUCCCCAUCUGGACAGCCCAGGUUCGACGGGGCCAUUAGAAUGUUCAGCAAUGAGGAUCUGAAUCUAGAUAGGCUGAUUUACCAACAUGAUGGCUCAGAGUCUAGCGAUGAUGAGUUCUCUUUCCUGGUAUUCGAGCAAGCAGCAGGAAGUGAAAACAUCAGAAUCGAUGGUCAAGAGUCUAUGAGCAGCAUGUUUAGAAUAUCUAUUCAGUCCAAGAACGACCACGUGCCUCUUAGAGUGGUUGAUAAAACCUUCAACGUGGUGCGAAACGGACAACGUUUGCUGACCACAGAAGAUAUCCUCUUCAGGGACAAUGACUCAGGGUUCAAUGAUACCCAGUUGGUCUUUGUUCGCACAGGCAUUCUCUCAGGAAAUAUUGUCUCCCCAUCAGACCCCUCGCAGCCCCUCUUUCGUUUCACUCAAGCAGACAUGAAAGACCAGAAUGUUCUAUUUGUGCACCAUGGAGCAGACCGUGAGCGCUUCCAGCUCCAGGUUUCUGAUGGCCUGCAUAAGACCACAGCCCUGCUGCAGAUCCAGGCUGGUGAGGCCUACCUCCGUGUGGUGAACAACACUAUGGUUGUUAUGGACCAUGGAAGCACAAAGACGCUCAACACCAGUCUGUUGAGUACAGAGUCCAACAUGGACAUUAGAGACGCCAGUGACAUUAGGUACCAAGUGACAUCACCCCCUAGUGAUGGGAAGAUCAUCGUGAGUGGGAUUGAGGCCUCUUGGUUCACACAGGAGGAUCUGAAAAAGAGUGUGGUGUCCUACGAGCAUAACGACCAGAGUCUGAGCUCCAAGGACUCGUUUGGCUUCACUGUGGAAGCGAAAGGAUUUUCUGAGGAAGGUACAUUCAGAAUAAAGAUCUUCAAGCAAGGCUAUCUGUCUGAGCCUGUGGUCAUCACCAAUGAGGUCAUCAUCUCCUAUGAGGGAGAGCACACUGUGAUCAACCAAGAUCAUCUUAAGGUAGAACAAGCAGACAUCCUGCCCUCUGAGAUGGUGUUCACCAUCAAGGAGCCUCCUCGUCUGGGCCACGUGGUCAUGCUGACCAACCACUCGGACAGUACAGCUACGCCCAGCCUCGACUACAUCCACUCCUUCACCCAGGAGGAUGUCAACAGGGGGCGCAUCCUCUAUGUCUCUGCCUCCAUCCAGGGCAGUGACGCCUUCGCGGCUGACGUCAGCAACGGGUUCACCACUGUGGAUGACCUCCGGAUGAUGGUGGACAUUGUGCCUCGCCUCAUCCCCAUCCAGGCCCUCAACUUCAGUGUGAGGGAGGGCGGUGGGAUGGCCCUUACCACUGAGCUCUUGAAUAUUUCUCACCCAUUCUACAGUGCGGUCAACGUGGACUUCGUCGUAGAGGAGCCACCGCAGCAUGGGGAUAUCCGCUACUUGGAUGGUGACGAACAAGAGCUCACCUUCUUUACCUGGGAGGAGGUGAAACUUGGACACAUCUACUACUUACAUGACAGCACGGAAAGUGGCGAAGACAAUUUCACACUCUCUGCCUCAGCCUAUGAGAUAGAGCGCCGCAGCCUUCCCGUUACCUUCACUGUCACCGUCUUCCCGGUCAACGAUGAGGCACCUAAACUGACAUGCAACACAGGACUGGAGGUUUUAGCUGGAGAGGAAUCGGACAUCACCACCAGCAUGUUGAAUACAGAAGAUGCUGACACCCCCAUCAAUGAGUUGGUUUAUUCCAUCGAGUCAACCAUCAAUGGGUUGGUGGCUCUAAAGGUGGAACCUGACGAAGAAAUUCAGAACUUCACACAGGCACAAAUUAACAAUGGGGAAGUCAUCUUUAUCCAUGAAGGUCUGGAGUCUGGAGGCUUCAGUUUUACCGUGACAGAUGGAGAGCACACCUCGCCUCUCUACCGCUUUGUCGUUACAGCUAGACAGCUCACCAUCACCAUGGAAACCGGGGAGGAGCUAAAGAUCUUUCCAGGAACAAGACAUGCCAUCACCAGUGCCAUUUUGAAGGCAGUGACCAAUGAGGAUGGAGAUGAGAUAAGCUUCUCAUUGGUCAGGCCUCCUCGCCUGGGAAGACUGAUCUUAGCCAACGACAGGAACCAGUUUGAAGAGAUCACAAGCUUCUCUCAGUCAGAUCUGGAGUCCGGGGCCGUCUUUUACGAGCACCAGAUGCCUGAGGAGCCCUUCUGGGUGGUCCGGGACUCUGUGGAGCUCCUGCUCUCCUCCCCUCCAGCCCCCGCUGUGCAUCACGUCCUCCCCAUCACCGUGUCCUACUCCGCAGCCAGCCACAACAUCUCCUCACAGCUCUGGAAGAACAGAGGUCUGGACAUAGUGCAAGGUCAGAAGAAGGUGAUUGACAGUUCCAUCCUGGACGCCUCCAACCUGCUGGCCAGCCUCCCCGAGGCGGAGCGAGGUUCCUUGGACGUGGUCUUUGAGGUGCGCCGCUUCCCGGCCCAUGGGAGAGUCACCCUGGGGGGCCUGAAUCUGCCCCAGGGUGCCCCCUACUUCAUGCAGGAGGAUGUGGCGCAGGGCGAGCUGGAAUACCUCCACGAUGACUCUGGAGCCUCCGUGGACAGCUUCUCUUUCCGAGCCCGGCUCAAAUCCCAGGGCCGCGGCACCCUUCCCCCCUCCCCAGCCCAGGCAGUGGUCCUGGAGGAGGUCUUCAACAUCUCGAUCCGGAGAAGGGACUCUAGUCCUCCAGAGCUGGUGAGCUUGGACGUUCUUCUGGAGGUUCUCCAGGGCUCCAUGACGGUGAUCACCCAAAAGUACCUCAACACCCGCGACGAGGACAGCACGCCCGAUGAGGUGCGCUUCACAGUCUCCAAGGCGCCCACCAACGGGCGGCUGGUGGAUGCCACCAAAGGCGACCACAUCUCCACGUUCACCCAGGAGGCGGUCAACAAGGGCCAGGUGGGCUUUGUCAGUGACGGAAGCCUGUCGGACGGCUUCAUAGAGUUCACUGUGUCGGACGGGAAGCACCACACUGAGCCGCACACUCUCCAUGUAGGAGUCCUGGCCCGGACGCUGGUGCUGGCCAAAGCCCCAGAGAUCCAGGUGCUGCAGGGGGACGACGAGACCCUAGUGACAGAGGAGAUGUUGAGGGCCACCACAGGUGGCCCCAAUGAGGAGGAAGUCCUCUACAAGAUCACCAGUGUGCCCAAGUACGCUGCCGUCAUGGUGGACCGGCAGCCCACGUCGGCCUUCACCCAGACCCAGAUAAGGGAGGGCCGGGUGAGCGUUCGCUUCAUCAAGUCCACCUCGCCCCGGGACAGCGUGGCCUUUGUGGCCCGGAGCCGGGCGGCCAAUGUCUCCUCUGUCCUCAACAUCACGGUCAAGCCUCUGGCCAACAUCCCCCAGGAACUCCUGCUGCCACGGGGUGCCACCGUGCUGCUAGACAAGAAGCUGCUGGAUGCCACGCCGCUGGCCAACAAGACCCGGACAUCACCCACCUUCAGCGUCAUCCAGCAACCGCAAGGCGCCCGCUUCGUGAGGGCUGGCGGGAGAGGGCCAGGGGGAGACGGCCAGCCCGUGGACACGUUCACCCAGAAAGAACUGGAUGAGGGACGUGUAGCCAUGGAGAUCCUGAAUGGAACAGGAGGCAGCCAAGCCCAGGACGUGGCUCGCUUCCUGCUCAAGGCCCACGGGGUCCCUCCAGCUGAGUGCGUUCUCUCCUUCAAGACGACCCCUUACAACGCCUCAGCGGUCUACCCGGCCACUCUCCUUAAGGUCCCUGGCGGGUCUGCAUGGUCCAAUAGCAACGACCUCCCUGGAGGGGCGGGGUCCCCACGCAUCACCCCAGCCAGCCCUCGCUGGAGGGGCAACAUGGACUGGCCUCAUGGAGGAGAUGCCCCUACCACUGCCUACACUGACAAAGACUCCCAUAGGAAACCAGUGGUGUCCAGGAGGAACAACCUGUGGUCCAUCCUCAUCCCCAUUCUGAUCCUCCUGCUCCUCCUCCUGCUGGUGGCCAUAUUGGCUUUCUACUUGGUGCGUCGCAACAAGACGGGCAAACACAAUGUGCAGACGGUGGCUGGCUCCAAGCCCAAAAACGGAGAGAUCAGCCAGGAGACCUUCCGGAAAACCGACCCGGCCAAUAACAUCCCCAUGUCCCAAAUGGACUCCAAAGACGCCGACCCGGAAUUGCUGCAGCACUGUCGGACAACGAACCCGGAGUUAAAAAAGAACCAGUACUGGGUAUGAGAGUUGACUGAUUGCUUAGACAUAGGAAACAGAGAGGAAGAUCCUCUACCAUUUUGAAUGCGGCCUUCUUGAAUCAUUCCUUUUCAGUGUUAAAGUCCUUUUUGCCAUGAUAGUAUUAAGAAAUGUGUAUGUUUUGAUAUCAUUGGACAUUUCACUAUCACAUAUUAACGUUGUGCCAAUCCUCAGGUCAAGAAACACUGAAUAUUUCCAUUGGUAAAAAUGUCACCAUUAAACUUAAGAGGGUUUUGCCUAACACGUAUAUUUAUUUUUAGGACAACUGCUGGACAUCUAUGAUGUACUUUUUCACAGGGCACAAAUGAGGACAUAUUGUGCUUGCUAAAAAUUUGUGUGCUGCCACAAUAUAUUCAGUAUGCUAUUAUAGGACAAUAUUACUAAUUUGACUACAUAAACAGAUUUAUUUGAAGUUUUGGUAAUAGUUUUAUUGUAGUUUCGCUUUAACAGUAAAGGUGGACAAGUGUGUACAUAAUUCAGCUCAAUAAGGUAGAUCUAUGCUGUAUGAAGGAAAAGGAAAAACUGCCUUUUGUUUUUGAUUAUUAUUCUAUAAAUGUAUUAUUGACCAUGUAUUUUUUUUUUUGCUUUGUUGUUCGGCCCCAAUUCAAUCUAACUUCUGUUGCAGUAUUUACAAAGCCACAUAUGACAUUUGUCCUGUUGUAGAAUCAAAUCUGAGGGGUUUUGGGCAGAUCCUUCUAUUUAGAUAUACACUACAUCACCAAAGUAUGUAGACACCCCUUCAAAUUAGUGGUUUCGGCUACUUCAACCACACCCGUUGAUGACAAGUGUAUAAAACCGAGCACACGGCCAUGCAAUCUCCAUAAACAAACAUUUGCAGUAGAAUGGCCCAUGCUGAAGAGCUCAGUGACUUUCAAUGAACCAACAUAAGAUGCCACCUUUCCAACAAGUUAGUUAAUCAAAUUUCUGCCCUGCUAGAGCUGCCCCGGUCAACUGUAAGUGUUAUUGCGAAGUGGAAACAUCUAGGAGCAACAAUAGCUCUGCCGCAAAGUUACAGAAGCUCACAGAAAGGGACAGCCGAGAGCUGAAGCGCAUAGCGCUUUAAAAUCGUCUGUCAUCGGUUGCAACACUCACUAACAAGUUCCAAACCACCUCUGGAAGCAACGUCCGCACAAGAACUGUUCGUCGGGUGUUUCAUGAAAUGGGUAUCCAUGGCCGAUCAGCCGCAACCAAGCCUAAGACCACCAUGCACAAUGCCAAGCUCGCCGUCAUUGGACUCUGGAGCAGUGGAAACACAUUCUCUGGAAUGAUGAAUCAUGCUUCACCAUCUGGCAGUCCAGAUAAGAAGAACACUAAACUGAAAGCAGAUAUUAAAGAGCAUUUAGAUUACCACCUGCAGUUUUUUCACACUAAAAGUUUAGAAAUAUCUCAACUUAGUAUUUAGAACUAAGAAGAAUCCUUAAGUUUUGCCAUUGAGUUUAGGUUGUGAAAAGAUCUAUUUGGCGCUAUUGGAAAUAUUAUUGUAAAUCUCUGUUCAAAGUAUAUAGAUGCAUUAUGAAUAAUGUCUGUUCAACCAACACUGUUGUAACUUUAUUUGAUGGAUCAAGAAAUGACUACAGGGGUGUUUGUUGUUUCUAACAUCCCAAAGUUUGACCUAUCUUUGUCCUCAGCUGGGCUGUCCCUCUAAAGUGGCUGUGUAGACAGCCUUAAGUGUAUUUCCAGAGGUUCUCUCUUAAAAUAACUGCACAGCCGGGCUGCAUACCAGUUAUUUUGCCCCCCCUUCCCUCCACCCCUCCUCCCCUUCACUCUUCACUUGUUGGAAGACCACCACCCCCAUCCCAUUGGCUGGCACACAGUGACUACAUGGCCCAGAUCAAAAGCCAAAUCAAGCCCUGUUUCCCAUCGGGGCGUCCACCCUGGCAAUUUCCCACCAUAACCCCAGCCUCUGGCCUCCUCCAUGGUCUGGGGACGGGGUUGUGCUAGACUGAGAGCUGUGUUUUCCUUGGCUGUGUCUGGCUUUGUAGUCUGACCAAGCCCACUGCAGGGCCUCAGACACUCACAUGCAUGCAUGCACCCACACAUGCACACACACACACAACCUGUUAUGUUUGUUAUUUUUCCAAUACCAAAUAGACUACCCUCAUAGGAAUAUACUUCAAUUGUUCAUAUGAUGUCACAAGUGUCUCAGGGCAGUAAUUGUGAAAAGAUGCUCCCUAAACAUUGCUAAGGCAGUUUUGAUUGAAUUGACCCUAGAUCUUUCAACCAGCUUUUAAUCGUAUCCUUUCAUUUAGCCUUUCAAUGCUAAAGAGUUGCUCAAAACUGAACCACUUGCUUGGAUUCACAGGACUGACAUGACACUGAUGACAAAAAAACUGCAUAGUAUAACAUUUCGGCACCACAGACAGGACGUGACUCACGAGUGGCUGUCUUAAAAGCAACUCUAUUGGCUGACAAGCAGCGGUGAGGUCAUUUUAGAACUGCCGGAGUUUUAUUUAUCCCAGCCUGCAAUUAAUGUUUAAUAAAGGCUCUGAUUUCUAUAUGUGAAGUUGAGAGAAACAUCUGUGAUAGGAUAGGUGUUUUACCUAAGCUCCACUGGUUGGAUCAUGUAGUAUAGCACAUUCUGUGAGAGGUUAUUCUCUAGCUUGGUCCCAGAUCUGUUUGUGAUGUCUUUCCAACUGCUAUGGUUGUUGUGAUUUGGCAAGACAACACAAACACAUCUGCGGCCAGGCUAGGUAUUCUGUGCUGAUGAGCUUUUGUGUCCCAUUAGCGGUUUGAAUUCCAUAAUUAAGUUGACCAGAUGAAGGUACAGUACAAUCUUGCAAUUUCAGGAGAUACAGUGUACAGCUUAUGCCAUAAGUAAUAACACUCAAAUUGGCAUCACAUCCUGGUGGUGUUGAAAUGUUUAUCUAUAGACUUACCCUGAAAAUUAGCACACACAAAAAUUCAAGAUAGACAUUGAUGGACACGCAUAGUUUGAGUAAGAAACAGUUAUUUACUGUCAGUGCACUGCAGGGUGUUUUCUUUUCUUUUGAUAUAGUGAUCUGAUAGAAAAUAAUAGGUCGUAAGUCAUAUCAACCACAAUUUACAGAAACUUGUAUUAUUUUACUGUUACUACAUUUACUAACCAAAUGUCCUUUUUAAUUUAAUUGAACGGUGCCUAUUACCUUGUAUAUACUCUGUUGCUUUUAAAUUAAAUUAGCUGCUGACUGUUGUGAAGAUGUCAAAUUAGGAAAACAUUUGUUCGGAAUUAGACAAUAUAAAGGGUAAAGAUAAUUAUCAUAUAAUCACCAAUUAUAUGAGAAUAUUGUUUGAUGUAUUUUAUCAUUUGAUGAAAAUAAAUGGGCCCGAAGGUUAGUAUCGUUACAAAAUCUAACAGUAUAACACAUUUUUGCAACAGUUGUACAUUUAUUUUCCUUUGAAAUGACUAUAUACAGUGCAUUCAGAAAGUAUUCAGACCUCUUGACUUUGUCCACAUUUUGUUACGUUACAGUCUUAUUCUAAAAUGGAUUUGAUUGAUUUUUUCCUCAUCAAUCUACAUUAAAAAAAACUUAAAUAUCACAUUUACAUAAGUAUCCAGACCCUUUACUCAGUACUUUGUUGAAGAUCCUCAAACUGUGUCAUGUUGGAUGGUGAGUGCCACUGCACAGCUAUAUUCAGGACUCUCCUGAGAUGACUCUCCUGGUUCAAGUCUGGGCUCUGGCUGGGCCACUCAAGAACAUUCAGAGACUUGUCCAGAAACCACUCCUGUGUUGUCUUGGCUAUGUGCUUAGGGUUGUUGUCCUGUUGGAAGGUGAAUCUUCGCCCCAGUCUGAGGCCCUGAGUGUUCUGGAGCAGGUUUUCCUCAAGGAUCUUUUUGUACUUUGCUCCGUUCAUCUUUCCCUCGAUCCUGACUAGUCUCCCAGUCCCUGCCUCUGAAAAACAUCCCCACAGCCUGAUACUGCCACCACCAUGCUUCAUCAUAGGGAUGGUGUCAGGUUUUCUCCAGACGUGACGCUUGGCAUUCAGGCCAAAGAGUUCAAUCUUGGUUUCAUUCAGGUGUCUUCUGGCAAACUCCAAGUGGGCUGUCAUGUGCCUUUUACUGAUGAGUGGCUUCCAUCUGGCCCCUCUACUAUGAAGGCCUGAUUGGUGGAGUGCUGCAGAGAUGGUUGUCCUUAUGGAAGGUUCUCCCAUCUCUACAGAGGACCUCUGGAGCUCUGUCCGUGACCAUUAGGCUCCUCCUCCUGGUCACCUCACUGAACAAGGCCCUUCUCCCCCGAUUUCUCAGUUUGGCUGGGCAGCGAGCUCUAGGAAGAGUCUUGGUGGUUCCAAACUUCUUCCACUUAAGAAGGAUGGAGGCCGCUGUGUUCUUGGGAAUGUUCAAUGCUGCAGACAUUUUUUGGUACCCUUCCCCAGAUCUGUGCCUAGACACAAUCCUGUCUACAGACAAUUCCUUCGACCUCAUGGCUUGUUUUUUGCUCUGACAUGGACUGUCAACUGUGCAACCUUAUAUAGACAGGUGUGUGCCUUUCCAAAUCAUGUCCAAUUAAUUGGAUUUACCACAGGUGGACUCCAGUCAAGUUGUAGAAACAUCUCAAGGAUGAUCAACGGAAACAGGAUGCACCUGAGCUCAAUCAAGUCUCAAAGGGUCUGAAUACUUAUGUAAAUAAGAUAUUUCUGUUUCGUAUGUUUAAUACAUUAGCCAACAUUUCUAAAAUCCUGUUUUUCACUUUUUCAUUAUGGGGUGUGUGUAGAUUGAUGAGGAAAAAACUGUAUUUAAUCAAUUUUAGGAUAAGGCUGUAACGUAACAAAAUGUGGAAAAAGGGAAGGGAUUUGAAUAGUUUCAGGAUGUACUGUAUGUACCAGUUUUAUAUCUAUUUUCUUUAGAUAGCUACACAUUACCUUGUUACUUUUAGAGGCUGUUGCUGUUUUUGUUUAAAAAAAACUAUUAUCUGUAGAGCAUGAUAUUACAGUAUAAUAUUGGUAUCAGAUACACCAUUCAGGAGAUAGCUCAGGAAAUGUCUGAAUUGUGAUUCCUUUUACAGUAUUAUUAUAGGCAAGGAGCCUUGUUGUUUCGUUUCUGUUUAAUUGAUUAAGUCCAUGCCUUGAUGGCUAUUUUGUAAAUGUUAUAUUUUUAAAUACCAUUGCUUGUGCAUACCUCAUAGAAUAAAAAUACAAUUUUUUUUUCUUUGAUUUGCAAUGCUAAUAUGCCAUAUUUUCUAUAUUUGCACUUUUCCGCAGUUGUCUCUUUCCCUCUUCCUGUUGAGGGCAUCUUUGCAUAUCACCCCUAAUAUGUUUCUGCUUUUAUUUAUUUGUUUUGGUCACUUCUGCCAUAAAUAGACUUGGUUAUUUGGUUUGUCAGAGGUGUACUUUGUAAAUGCAACCCAACAACAUGUGCCUUAAAUUGUCAUAAAAUUCCAAUCCUCAGACAAAUAAAGAGUUAUGUCCAUGGAA
This is a messenger RNA of Oncorhynchus nerka (sockeye salmon), 12464 nucleotides long. RefSeq names its product chondroitin sulfate proteoglycan 4 (gene cspg4). The record is from RefSeq and is a predicted model, not a curated record. NCBI's taxonomy places the organism in Eukaryota, Metazoa, Chordata, Actinopteri, Salmoniformes, Salmonidae. The transcript has 10 exons. The coding region runs from base 60 to 7064 and encodes 2334 amino acids. Gene Ontology annotation, biological process: anatomical structure morphogenesis.